AAAUAAUUAUGAGAUCGAAUUCAACAGCUUAUACACCUCAAAAUCCAGAAGUCUUCCAUAAAGGACAUAUUCAUUUCUUUGAUUUAUUAUCGUCAUUUCAUGGAUUGGAUGAUUAACCUGACUACCCUGUUUAAUAAUAAACAAUAUAGGAUAAGCUAAGAAAUUAAUACCUUCAUGAUAACAAUUGGGAAGAUAGUAAAAACAAUUUAUUAUCAAUUAGAAUUAUGUUAUAGAACAUGCUUCAAAAUUUAAGAAAAGGAUUAUGUACAAUUCUGUUUGGAUAAGAAAUGCUAAGGCAUUAAUUAUUUGAAGGCAGCUUAAGUUUUAGGUUAUGUUAAAACUGGAAAUCCAACACCUAAAGCACAUGGACACCAUCAUCAUUGAUAAAGCAUUAAUACAUAAACAAUACAUUUAACAAAAU
This is a messenger RNA of Paramecium sonneborni, 421 nucleotides long. The record is from the annotation of a GenBank genome assembly. Lineage: Eukaryota; Ciliophora; Oligohymenophorea; Peniculida; Parameciidae.